Messenger RNA from Zingiber officinale, 2722 nucleotides. RefSeq names its product UDP-glucuronate:xylan alpha-glucuronosyltransferase 1-like. Lineage: Eukaryota; Viridiplantae; Streptophyta; Magnoliopsida; Zingiberales; Zingiberaceae. Bases 684 to 2579 code for a protein of 631 amino acids. The record is from RefSeq and is a predicted model, not a curated record. Gene Ontology annotation, molecular function: glycosyltransferase activity. The transcript has 3 exons. Gene Ontology annotation, biological process: xylan biosynthetic process.
UUGAUGCUGCACCGUAACCAAUGAAACCAUUGAUGAGGUUCCCAGUCUCAUCUCCCUGCCCUGUGUCUCCAAAUCUAUUGACUGAACCAAAGUAUCUACAUCUAUGCAGAAUGUCUGCUUCAACUGCAACGAUCUUUGAUCCCGACCUUAAAAAUUGAAUCUUUAAACAAAGCCCAGAGCAAAGAUGAUAUUUUUUUGUGCGUGGUGGAGUUGAUCUGAAGCUUGAAGAAAGAAGGAAGGAUGUUCAUUGAGUGCAGAUUUGAACUCUCAACGCCUCCUUCACCCACUCCCAUGGCGGCGGAGAAGGAACUACUAAGCUCCUUUUCAGUUUUCAUUAGCAGGUUCCUUUAUUUCUCAUGAGAGAGAGAGAGGAAGAGAGAAAGGGGGCAGAAAAAAAUUGAUAUCGUUGGAAGCUGCAAGCUACUUUGGGCUCCCAAGAUUUCAGGGGAGGAACAAUCACAGCCGCUUUAUUAGUUCACCAUCUCCAUUCUUUAUUCGCUUCUUUUCUCCUCGGAUCUUGGCCGUUUCCUCGAGGAUCCUUCUUCGCGCGGCCGCCUUUCUCCUUACGCGGGUAGGUUUCUUCACCUUCCCCUCCAAGAUAAGAUUUUUUUCAAUCGCUUUCUUGCACAGCUAGAGAGCUGAAUACAACAGCAUUGUCGUCUGGUUAUUCCUCCCUAAGCAAAAUGAGAGGGGUCAAAGGAGGAGACGCCGGAGGCAGCCCGGUCGAGGCCCGGCAUCGGUCCGCCGGAAACCCAUCUAAUGGCUCUGCCAACAAAAGAGGGCCCCAGAGGAGCAGUGACUUCAAACAAGCUGACAAACCACUGGUGUUAAGGCCCUGUUCCAUACAACUCGUCCUAUCGAUCAUCAUCGGCGGCACCGUCUUAACGAUCCUCCACUGCCCUGUAGCUCACCGGAAUGAGCAUCGAUUGCGCACCGCUUCGAGGUUCAUCGACGUCGGAUGGAUUUGGGACAAAGCCAAACCUGAUCCCCGUUACGUAUCGAGCUCGGUCGUCGACUGGGCGCAGCUUCUGAAAUGCAUCAAAAACUUGAAUACUGAAGAGGAGAAUCUGAAGAUUGGCCUCCUGAACUUCGACGUCUCUGAGAUCAACCAGUGGCAUCGGCACUUCCCGCGCGCUGGAUUCUCGGUCAUACAGCUCGAUUAUGCAGCGAGCGACGUUACGUGGGAUGCCCUUUACCCUGAAUGGAUCGACGAGGAGGAAGAAUCGGAAGUGCCUUCCUGUCCCAAACUUCCUUCUCCCAGGUUCCCGGAAGGUUCCUGCUUUGACCUCGUCGCGGUCAAGCUUCCAGGGAGGAGCUGGCCGAGAGACGUCGCUCGGUUGCACUUGCAGCUGGCCGCCGCUGAAGUCGCCGCAGGUAAUUCCCGGCGAAGUCCGACUGCGCUCCACGUUCUGUUUGUGUCGAGCUGGUUUCCGAUCCCAAAUCUCUUCGCGUGCAAGAAUCUCGUGCGGCGGGAAGGCGAUGCGUGGCUGUACAAGCCGGAUUUGAGAUCGCUGCAGGAGAAGCUGCAGCUUCCUGUCGGCUCGUGCGAGCUCGCCCUCCCCGUCGAAGCAAGGGGGAGGCCGCGGUCAGAAACUCCUCGCCGGGAAGCAUACGCCACCAUUCUCCACUCCGCCGACGUUUACGUCUGCGGCGCCAUUGCAGCUGCCAGAAGCAUUCGCUUGUCCGGAUCAAAGAGAGACCUGGUGAUCCUCGUCGAUGAAACGGUCGGCGACCACCACAGAAGUGGGCUUGCAGCUGCGGGAUGGAAGAUCAAGACCGUCACCAGGAUCAGGAACCCGAAGGCCGAGCGGGAUGCUUACAACGAGUGGAACUACAGCAAGUUCCGGCUGUGGCAGCUCACGGACUACGACAAGCUCAUCUUCAUCGACGCCGACCUGCUCGUCCUGCGAAACAUUGACUUCUUGUUCACUAUGCCGGAGAUCGCCGCGACGGGCAACGACGGCGCGUACUUCAACUCGGGGGUGAUGGUCGUGGAGCCGUCGAACUGCACGUACCGGUUGCUGAUGGACCACAUCGAUGAGAUCGAGUCGUACAACGGAGGGGACCAGGGCUACUUGAACGAGAUCUUCACCUGGUGGCACCGCAUUCCGAGGCAGAUGAACUUCCUGAAGCACUUCUGGGUCGGCGACGAGGAGGGGAUGAAGGCGGCCAAGACUCGCUUGUUCGCCGCCGACCCGCCCGUCCUCUACGUGCUGCACUUCCUGGGGGUAAAGCCAUGGCUGUGCUUCCGCGACUACGACUGCAACUGGAACGUGGACGCGAUGCGGGAGUUCGCGAGCGACGCUGCGCACGCGACUUGGUGGAGGAUGCAGGAGUCGAUGCCGAAGCGCCUGCGGAGCCACUGCCUGCUGACCACGAAGCAGAAGGCGGGGUUGGAGUGGGAUCGAAGGCAGGCCAAGAGGGCAAAUUUCUCCGACGGGCACUGGAGGCGGAAGAUACGUGACCCGCGCCUGCGAACUUGCGCCGAGGAGUUCUGCAACUGGGAAAGCAUGCUGCGGCAUUGGGGCGACCCGAACUGGUCCGGUGAGAAUUCGACGGCGAUUGCGACCGGAAAAUAGGAGUUUUUAAAUUAAUAUUGGGAAUUAGAAUAAAUGAUAUUUUGUUAAGACUUCAAAUUUUUUUUUAUCUCUCUCCCAAUAAUCGUAUGUGAAGUGGGCAAAAAUAAAAAUAAAAAAGUUAUCCCCAUUUAAUAAAACACAAU